Messenger RNA from Durio zibethinus, 808 nucleotides. Its product is annotated as small polypeptide DEVIL 14-like. The record is from RefSeq and is a predicted model, not a curated record. Gene Ontology annotation, biological process: negative regulation of cell population proliferation. Lineage: Eukaryota; Viridiplantae; Streptophyta; Magnoliopsida; Malvales; Malvaceae.
AUAUAUCUUAUACUUUGUACAAGUUCAAUACAAUUUGAAAAAUAUUCAUUCGGUCAUAUCUUCUAUGACAAGUGCAUGAAUGAAGCUAAGGUAAAGCAUGAAAAGGGUAAAGCAUGCCAGACGAGAUGACCGUCCAGGGGGAGAUGUUGACGACAAGUCUUUUUCAAGAGAGUUUGGCAAGCAGACAAGCUAAUGCCUCUGCUUUGUCUUCUUACUGGGUCCUAAUGCCAGUGAACCAAGUAGGGGCCAACAGUUGUCACCCACCACAUAUAUGCUUCACUCGCAUCUCAAACUGCUUUUCUUCCUAUAAAAGGGCUUCAAAAUCUUCCACGGCCUUCCAAACUCAACAACAAAACUCAAACUUCUUACGCAUAUUACCAAAGAAAAAGUUUCAUUUCCUUCCACUGUUGAUAUAGCAGAAAGCUCGUUUUCAAUGAGGAAUAUGAAGGAUCGAUCAUGGCAAAGGUGUUCAAAGCAAAUUAGAGAGCAGCGGGCUAGGCUUUAUAUAAUAUGGAGAUGUACUGUGUUACUCUUGUGUUGGCAUGACUAGCUACCCUGCCUUAUGGUUUGGGGUUGGAUUGGAAUGGAUCCACACCCGCUUCAAUUCAAUCUGGAAUCUAAUUCUCUAUACAAUGCGAGGCUUGAGAGUUUUGGAUUUCAUGAAUUAUAGAAGAAAAAGCUGAUAAAAUUAACAUGUUAGUUCAAUUUUUGUAAAUAGUGAACUUGCUCGUCCGCUUCUAUAAAAUCUUCUCUUUCUCUGCCACUCCAAAGAAUAGAAAACCAGAGUUCCCACCACAGGUUUAUCUUG